AUGGACAAAGUAACGUCGAUUUUAUCGUUCAUCGUGUUUUUUAUUUCAUUCGUCUCUGCGAGUGAGAGAAGUCUACAUAGAACAGACUUGAAUUGUAGCGGUCGUGCUUACUAUAACGUGACACUGGCUGCAUAUUACCCUAAUUUCGAUAGCGAUGACGUGUCUGACUACUUGGAUGUUAGGAUGAAGAAACUGAGGACCUUGCAGGAUUUUCUUGACGGACGCGGUGAAUUCGUGACCGUUUCCAUGGACCUCGAUGGAGGAAUACCAUAUGGCACAAAAUUAUGCAUACCUCAGCUGAACGAAAAAUUUCAACGACAGAUUCCACUUCAGGCUAGAGACAGAAGCCACUACGACGAUGUUAAAACGAGUUCGCCCGAUUUUUCUCACCUGGAUAUCUGCGUGAGAACCGAAGAAGAUACUUACGAUAAUUCAGUAAAUGGUAUUGUGACGCUUUAUGUAUAA
Messenger RNA from Habropoda laboriosa, 465 nucleotides. RefSeq lists its product as uncharacterized. Lineage: Eukaryota; Metazoa; Arthropoda; Insecta; Hymenoptera; Apidae. The coding region runs from base 1 to 465 and encodes 154 amino acids. The record is from RefSeq and is a predicted model, not a curated record. The transcript has 4 exons.